Molecule: messenger RNA, 1461 nt
Organism: Sardina pilchardus (European sardine)
Lineage: Eukaryota; Metazoa; Chordata; Actinopteri; Clupeiformes; Clupeidae
Gene: cryz
Product: crystallin, zeta (quinone reductase)
Exons: 8
Coding region: 257-1246 (329 amino acids)
Cellular component (GO): cytosol
Molecular function (GO): quinone reductase (NADPH) activity; mRNA 3'-UTR binding; zinc ion binding
Source: RefSeq, a predicted model, not a curated record
UAUCCAACGAGAGUGACUAUACGCGAGUGUCUUUAGCUAAAGCUAAAAUAAGAACAGGUGAAGCUAUUUGUAAAAUAUAUCAUUAUAUGGAAUUAUAACUUUGGGACUUUAAUAGAUUAGUCAAAAGUCUACGUUGCAUACGUAAUAGCCUACUGCCGCUGCGUCAGGGUCACUUGGAGAGUCCAAGUAGAAUCCACGUGAAAUUGGCAGUGAAACCUUUUUGACUUCGUUUGCAAUAUAUUUUUUGUACUUAAACAUGACAGCAGUGAAGCUAAUGCGAGCCAUUCGAGUUGCUGAGUUUGGUGGGCCAUCUGUUUUGAAAUUUUGUUCUGAUAUACCCGCACCACCAUCUCCUGGACAGAAACAGGUAUUAAUUCGGGUGUAUGCCUGUGGCGUGAACCCAGUAGAAACUUACAUUCGGUCUGGAUCCUAUGCACGAAAGCCAGCACUUCCUUAUACCCCUGGAUCAGAUGUUUCUGGAGUUAUUGAGGCUGUUGGGGAUGGAGUUCGGUUUCUUCAGACAGGUGACCGUGUCUUUGCCACAGCAACUGAAACUGGAGGCUAUGCUGAGUAUGCCGUAGCAUCUGAAGAUGUGGUCCAUCCACUCCCUGACUCGUUAGAUUUCUGCCAGGGGGCAGCCAUUGGAGUCCCUUAUUUCACUGCUUAUCGUGCCCUCUUUCACAAGGCUCAUGCUAAAGCUGGGGAGACUGUUCUAAUCCAUGGAGCCAGUGGUGGAGUGGGCAUAGCUGCUUGUCAGCUGGCGCGUGCCUUUGGGCUGAAGGUUCUUGGUACAGCUGGGACUGCAGAGGGCAUGGAACUGGUGCUGAAGAAUGGGGCCCAUCAAGCCUUUAAUCACAGAGAAAAAGACUAUGUCUCCAAAAUAAAGGAAGCCACCAAUGGGCAGGGUGUAAAUGUGAUUGUAGAGAUGCUGUCUAAUGUCAAUCUUGGCAAUGAUCUACAGAUGUUGUCCUAUGGUGGUCGAGUUACUAUUGUUGGCUGUAGGGGUCCUAUUGAGAUCAACCCCCGAGAUACCAUGAUCAAAGAAUCCAGUAUCAUUGGAGUGGCAUUAUUCUUUGCAACUCGGGAGGAGACAGCCGAAUGCGCCGCUGCUCUUUUCGCGGGGAUGGAGGCGGGCUGGCUCAGGCCUGUUGUUGGGACUAAGUACCCUCUUGAGAAAGCAGCUCAGGCCCAUGAGGACAUCAUCAACAGCCCUGGUGCGGCAGGGAAAAUGGUCCUUACCAUGUGACCGCAGAAAAUUACACAAAAUGUCACUUUUUCUGUGAUUUUAAUGACAUAUUAGAGCAUUACAGUUUCAUGAUUACACAAUGUAGCUCUUUAAGCAGUAAUUUGCACUUUAAAUGAAAUGAUACCUACAGUAAGAGGUAUAGCCUACAGUAGAUUAUCACUUGUGAUGUUUUCAGGAUUAUAAUGACAUUUGCUGCAAUAAAUAUUUUUCUCUAG